This is a messenger RNA of Physcomitrium patens, 1289 nucleotides long. The record is from RefSeq and is a predicted model, not a curated record. NCBI's taxonomy places the organism in Eukaryota, Viridiplantae, Streptophyta, Bryopsida, Funariales, Funariaceae.
UGAUGGCACAGGACGACGUAAUGACGAGGAUGCGACUCGGGGAUAGGAUUUGAUGAGUUAGUUUCUAGGUCGUUUGCAUCGUGGGUGGUGUCGCCUCUGAUAUAUUACAGUGUUCAGUCUUAGAAGUCGUGAUGGAGUUUCGCAUCUGGCUAGUUGUUCCUUGUUUAUUUUAUUUUUUUAUUUAGUUUUUCCUUCCCUUCCUUGGACUGCCAUGUGAAGAUUUUGCCAUGCGCGAUUCGUUGAAUUUCGAAGCUGCUUCUCAUGUGUUUUACUUCCGCAAGGUGUUCUUGAAUAUUGUUGAUCUGUCUUGCCGAGGCACUGCAACAGUAAACAAAGCCACUGCCAAAGAACAAGAGAAAAUUGAUGGUUUCUUCAAUCAGUAUGCUGAUAAGGCCGAAGACCAUUGUAUAGGGCCUGAAGGUAUUGAAGCAUUGUGUGAAGACCUUGGAGUUCCUCCUACAGAUGUACGAAUUCUGCUUCUGGCAUGGAAGUUGCAGGCUGCUCGGCAGGGAUAUUUCUCAUGGUAAGAAUAAAAACAUGAAGAAUGGAGGAAAGGAUUGAAGUCGAUGCGAGUAGAUAGUCUCGACAAGCUGAGGAAAGCUCUUCCAUCUCUGCAACAAGAGAUGGUGAGUCCGUAUAAUUUUAAAGACUUCUACACGUUUUCUUUCAAGUACUGCCUAACAGAACCUCGUCAGAAAACAUUGGAUUUGGAAACGGCUUGUCAGAUGUUGAGUUUGGUAUUGGGUUCUCGGCCACAUGUGGCAUCUUUUCUUCGGUUUUUGCAGGAACAAUCUGAAUACAAGGCUAUGAACUUGGAUCAGUGGUCUGCUUUCCUUCGAUUCUGUGAUGAGAUUAAGCCCGACCUCAGAAACUACGACGAAAGUCAAGCAUGGCCUUUGCUUUUGGAUAAUUACGUGGAAUGGGCUAAGAAGGGCAUGGUAACCAAGUCAUGAUAUCUACUUUUUACUCGAUUUAGAGCAUCUCAAUUGCUUCAUACUCGAGGACCAAGAGGGGUCUGGUGCUAGAGGACUUAUGGCCAACAUGAGAACCUGACCCUUGCUCGUAGUAAUAGAAUCGUCUAUCAUGAUCAUUGUACCUCUAGAAACCCACAAUCUUGCUCCCAAUAGCUUUAUCUUUUCUCACUGAAAAAAAGAGCAGUGCAAGCUUUGAUAUAAUCUAGUGCCACAUUUUGAUUUUUGAUCACUAGUCAUGGGAGAGGCUCACGUCGAAUUCCAUUUAUGGUCCUUUCUGCUGCUCAUUGCGGAUAUAAAUUUAGAUUUUUACAAUGA